Molecule: messenger RNA, 2565 nt
Organism: Exophiala oligosperma
Lineage: Eukaryota; Fungi; Ascomycota; Eurotiomycetes; Chaetothyriales; Herpotrichiellaceae
Exons: 5
Coding region: 99-1457 (452 amino acids)
Source: RefSeq, a predicted model, not a curated record
AGGUGCCUAAUGGUUCUCUGCUUUCCCUUUCUCCCUUCCUCUCACUUGCUCGUGUGGAAGCUAUCUAUAGAGCGCUGGUAUUUCCUCCCAACUGAAGCAUGGCAGUAAAGACCCGCAAGAUGUACAGGAAUGCAGACAUGGCCACAACAUCAGACCGAGUUUCUCGCAAUCCCAUUCCUGUGACACUUUUGUCUGGCUUCCUAGGCAGCGGGAAGACAACACUCCUAAAGCAUGUCCUGACAUCCGAUCAACACGCCGUACGCAUCGCUGUUAUCGUCAAUGACAUGGCUGCCCUCAACAUCGAUGCAUCCUUGAUCAAACGUCACGUCGUAUCACAGACGCAGGAACGCUUAAUCCAGAUGGAGAAUGGCUGUAUCUGCUGCACACUACGCGGUGAUCUCCUUGAAGAGCUCGCAAGGCUCGCACGCAAUGGGAUGUGCGAAUACAUACUGAUUGAGAGUACCGGGAUCAGCGAACCUAUGCAGGUUGCGGAGACAUUUACCGAGGAAUUUGCUCAGGCCAUGAUUGAUGCCGCCAACGAGGGCUUGAUGCUGGACCAGCAGGAAGACGAGAGACUCUUGAAGGAAAUAGCACAACUUGGAGGUCUGCAAAGUAUCGUCAAACUGGACACCCUGAUCACUGUAGUUGACGCUUUCAACUUCUUCGACAACUUCUCUACGACCGACUUCAUCACGGACCGGUGGGGGAAGGACGGCGUUGACCCUGAGGAUGAACGCACCGUAACUGAUUUGAUGGUGGACCAAAUAGAAUUCUCCAAUACCAUCAUCAUCAACAAAGCCAACAGCGUCAACGAGGCAGCAAGGUCUCGCAUCCGAAGCAUAAUUCAACAGCUCAACCCUGCAGCCAAAGUUUUAGAAGCCAACUAUGCGAAAGUCAAUGUGCAAGAUAUUAUCGGCACCAAGAAGUUCUCUUUUGAGAAGGCUGCCACUAGCAUGGGCUGGCUCCAGAGCCUGCACGACCUCGCCAAACGAGAGGUUAAUGGCCAGAUCAAGAUCGGUCCGAAGCCAGAGACAGAAGAAUACGGCAUAUCGAGCUUUAUAUACCGAGCCCGGCGGCCGUUCAGUCCAAGGCGCCUGUACAAAUUGAUCCACGAUAAGUUUGUCAUCAUGGAGGGGCAGAUACAAGAUCAAGAAGAGGACGAUGCCAAAGAUGGUAUGGGCGUAGAAGGCGAUGACAGCGAGGAUUCUCCCGGGAGCGGUGGUGGCAAUGAUGCGUCCACCAACAGCGAGGCUGAGGACGAAGACAUGCUCUCCGAUGUCAGUGACCAGGUGGAGGAAGAGGAUGAUUUCUCCCAGUCCAUUGAACCGGAGGUAAGUGCUUUAACUUUCCGAUUCUCAGCUAUCAACCAGCGGUUCUUGGUCGUGCUUGUGCAAUACAAAACCAGGAGACUGGACUUCUUUGAGAGUUCGGAACAAAGUCAGUGCAUUCCCGACUAACCUAUUGGUCAAUCCUUGCAGGUGGUCGCCCAGAACAAGAAGACAAAUCCUAUCUUCUCCGGUCUCCUGCGUUCGAAAGGUUUCUUCUGGCUUGCCACUCGCCCAAGUUUACAUGGUGAAUGGAGUCAGGCUGGUACCAUGCUGACCUUGCAAGGUGGAGGCCCGUGGUUUUGUAUGAUUGACGAAGGUACAGCUCCUUGCGCUCCCAAGAUACGGUGUAUCCAAAUUGACGUUCACUCAAGCUGAAUGGCCUCUCGAUGCGGACACACGCGCUAGCAUCGAAGCUGACUUCGAGGAACCAUGGGGCGACCGAAGGCAAGAAAUUGUCUUCAUCGGCGAGAAACUCGAUCAUAACGGUCUCAAGAGCGAGUUCGAUCGCUGCCUGCUAACGGAUCGUGAGAUGAAAAAAUGGGAGAAGAUCAUGAGAUCGUCCAAGGAUAUGGAAACAGCAAACGAGAGACUGGCGCAGUUGUUUGACGAUGGAUUCGAAGAUUGGCCUGAGUAUGUACAUGCUGAGGACGAGCAAGAAGGGCAUGUACAUCAGCAUCCUCAUCAAUCCGGUCGGCAGCACCAGCAUUGAUUUCGAUGGGGAAGGAAGUCUGGCCGUGACAUCGCCGUGAUAUGUCGCAGGGUUUGUAGAUCAUCUUGCUUUGCUUGAAUCAACCCCAGCCCCAAGUCAAUAGUGGUUACGAAAUUGAGUGAUACUGACUGCCGCGUUAUCCUUCGUACAAGCUGUAAUUGGAUCGGUAGACUCGGUACCUUCGGCAUAUCUGAAUGUGAACCUCGACUUGGACAUCCGAGUCUUCCCUGCAAGAUCUGUUCCUGCGGAUUGUAUUGCGCAGCAUGUCUUUGGUUCUCCGAUGGCUCUGGACUAUUCGUAUACGCGUUAUCGAAGGCGAAGGAUCGAGCAGAGAAGAUCCCUUGCUUCCUUCUCAGAGACUGUCAUCUCUUUCCGCUGCGUUUGCGGAGUUUGGAGGGCUCCGGUCCAUUUUUUGUACAGCGAGGAUGUCCAUAGCCAUGGUUUGGAGAUUUUAAUGCAGUUCCGAUGCAAAUGUUAAUGCUGCUUCGAUGAAUGCCUCAUAACACUAUCAUCUUCCCCCUUGGUGGA